Daphnia carinata is the source of this 3733-nucleotide messenger RNA. RefSeq lists its product as uncharacterized. The transcript has 3 exons. The record is from RefSeq and is a predicted model, not a curated record. Gene Ontology annotation, molecular function: protein binding. The coding region runs from base 540 to 3038 and encodes 832 amino acids. NCBI's taxonomy places the organism in Eukaryota, Metazoa, Arthropoda, Branchiopoda, Diplostraca, Daphniidae.
UUUUUAUCUGUUUUUCUUUUACGUCUAGGUUCGUGAUGGCUAACGUCGAGCUGGAGCAUCAAAUCCUCUGCAUUUCUACACAAGAGGCAGGUCGCGUUGACGUUGUCUUGAUCCCUCCAUCAAGACCUUGGCUCGACAGAUCAAGUGGUUCUCCAUCAAGCCGGAAUUCGAGACCCGCCCUAUCGUCCGUCUUGUUUCUACAAGCAUCGCACACACACGAUAACGGUAGCAAAAGUGUCACUGCACGCCGACAAGACUUGACAGCCCAUUGCGCAUUUAUUCUUUGACAAAAAAAAAAAAAGAAGAAAGCGAGACAAAAAGUGUGAGUGAGAGACAGAGAGGGAUAUUAUCCUGAAUGCCUACCUACGGCGCGGUUAGUCAUCUUUCUGCUCUCUCUACAAGAGAAUCAAACAAACUGUUGUGUCGGAAUCCGUGAAAAAGGUCGGGUUGCUCCAUCGGUGUAGCGUCGAUUAGACGAUUUCCAUCUUCAUUUUCAACUGUCGCCUUAACGGAAAAAAAAAAUAAAACAAUCCUCCGCCAUGGCCUUAAUAUCGCUACAAAAUGGAGCCAGGACGUUCCUUUGUUUAUUGGUGUGGUCGACGGUGAUCUCUUGCCUAACGGCCGCCUGUCCGGAUUCGUGUACCUGCAAGUGGAAGGGCGGAAAACAGACGGUGGAAUGCGUGAACAAGGGACUUAUUGCUUUGCCCGAAGGCAUGGAUCCUGAGACUCAGGUGUUGGACAUUUCCGGAAGCACUUUACAAAUACUGCACCGGACGUUGUUCCAGCGCUACGGAUUGGUCAACCUUCAACGCGUCUACUUGGCUCGCAGUCGGCUGGGACACCUAGACGAUCUCACGUUCCAAGGAUUGACUAACUUGGUCGAAUUAGAUCUCAGCGACAACAUGCUGACUUCUAUUCCGGUGGCUGCUUUGUCGGAGCUACCUGCACUAAUGCGACUCUCUCUAGCACGUAAUCCCGUGCGCCGCGUGAGCGCCAAUUCGUUCCGCAACCUGCGCUACCUUAUUACGCUAGAACUCAGCCAAUGCCAAAUCGAAGCUGUGGAAGCCGGCGCAUUUGACGGCCUCAAGGCGCUCGAGUGGCUCAAGCUAGACGGUAACGCACUAGCUAAUAUUGGCGGAUCGGCCGUCCUUCCGCGCUCCUUACACGGUGUGACGCUACACGACAAUCCAUGGCGAUGUGACUGUCAAUUGUCGCAACUAAGAUCAUGGCUAGUCCAGUUCAACAUUCCGCUCUCUAUGGAACCGAAAUGCUCCCUACCUGAACGACUUGCUAGCCGGCUGGUGAAGUCGCUCGACCCCAUGGAUUUUGCCUGUGCUCCGCAAAUUUCAUCAUCCGUCACCAUCCUUGAGGUAUCAUUCGGUGACAACGUGACGCUCAGUUGUCACGUGACUGGUGAUCCGGAUCCUCGCGUCUCUUGGUUUCAUAACGGACAGAAAAUUACGGCCACGUCUAGUAGUACAGCGCUUUACUCUUCCGCCAACGAAACGGAAGUUGCCGAAACGAGCUUUUACUACACUUUUAUUGGCGUUGAUGGAUCAGAUAGUCAACGCAGCGUCUUGAACAUCGUCAACGCCACAACCAAGGAGAACGGAUCGUACGUUUGCACGGCCGAGAAUCGCGCUGGAUCGGCCCGCAAUAAUUUCACUUUACUUGUGCUGCCGCUGCCGACUCCUCCUCCUCCGCCGGGUAGCAUCGAAUACGUCAUCACGGUGGGCGGAGUGGUGGCGGCCAUCGUCAUCACCAUGGUCAUAAUCGUUGUGGCCGUGGCGGUGCGUUGUUGCUGCUGUCGUCGUCGAAGUCAUCGGACACGCGACAAGACGGCCAACAAUAUUGCAUCUAUUGGCGGUGUAGGCGACUCAGCCAAAACUAAGACCAACUCAAGCCUUUCUCCGGAGUUGCCACCACGUCCAAUCCAGAUGUUGCCAUCGUCAUCCAACAUUGGCAAUAAAGGCGAUAACGGCUAUAGCAUCGGAGUCCCGUUGCCCGGUGGAGUGAGGGCCGGAGGAGGAGAACGCGAAUAUCACUCAACCGCUCUUGACAGCUCGCUAGAUCAAAGUCCGGAUUUGAUCAACGAUACAACGGCUACCGCCAAGUGGAAAGAACAGAACGCACAAGCCGUCUCGUUGGACGAUGGCCAGUUUUCACCAGCUUUGUAUGCCAGUAGCGCAGGAUCCCCGUCCAACGGCAAUGGAAGUCAAUACUACCCAUGUUCUGUUCCGCAGUUGUCGACAAUUAGCGAGACCGUACUCCAGCAACAUCAGCAGCACUUUUACCCUGCUCAAUGCUCUACAAAUGCUUAUCACAGUUCUAGCAGUUUGGCUGUUCUAAACCCCGCUGGAUACCUGGUACCAAUGUCCAUGACUGGCCUACCAUUAGUAGAUGCUGAAGGGUUUCCCAUCGACUACGGUCUACCGCGACCCAGUCGACCGACACGGCCGACUCAGACUCAUGUCCGAUUUGCCGAUCCACCGUCGGUGAGCGUGCGCCAUUAUGAGAAUUACGUCGUGGAUGGCGAUAAUCUACAAGAAGCGACCAUGGAGAAUUUUUUACCUGACCGCAAGUAUCCCGACUCAUACGAUCCGUUGCCCAGUAGCCCAUUGAAUUGCAGCCAUCAUUCGGAAAUCCGUUACCCUUCUGAACGCUAUCCGCAGAAUUUCUCCCCAUCUUCUUUCCCCGCUGGUUAUAACGGAACUGGUAGCUACGAAGAGGUCAUCGCCGCUCCACCAUCCGGCUAUGCUGCACAUCCAAACCACCAACACCAGCAUCAGCAACAAGAAUACAUGUACCCACCACCUGGUCAAAUGAUGAAGCCUAACUCGUCGACGAGUAUCGAAAGCUCUGAGAAUUCGACUCUCACAUUGACAGGUGGUGCCCCGUCGUCACCUUUGGAUGUCAGCAUCAACGACGCAUCCUCUUCCUCGCCGGGAUUCCUGUGUUCGUCGACCUUACAGCGACAACCGCACGAAUCUCCUGACGAAGGAUAUGAAGACGAAGGGAUUGAUGGAACUGAAAUAUGAAUCCCACAAUGUUUAAUAGACAUACAAAUGUAAAUGGUCCGACAAAGUGGCAGCCAUGAUUUUGCUUGCGUAUUCUGUACGAGCAAUUCAUUUUGUGGAGCCAAUCGAAUAAUCUUCGUUAUUUGUAUGCUGUUCGUCGUGUCUUCAGCUAUGGGACUUUGCGCUAAGUUUGUCGUUGCACUGAAAUGGCCUAUAAUGUGAGUUGAAAAACCCAUACAAUGAAAUCAAUUUUCGUUGAAGAUGUCUAAUUCGCUAAUAACUCCUUUUUUAUUUACAAUGUAAUUCUCAUUGCAUUAUUUUAAUUUUUUUUAAUCGUUUGCUCCGUGCGCCUGUCGCCAGUGAAUGUCUUUCUUUGAUGUCCUACUGUUAUACCUCCCCCUCCCCCCACCCCCCCCCCCCAAAAAAAAAUGAAGAACAGCAAAAAAAUAUUUAAGCACAUAAGGAAAAAAAAAACAAUGAGGAGCAUUUGUGGUGAUUUCUCGUAUAUGUUGUUAUUUGCGUAAUUAAUAUCUACAUGCUGAGCUUGUAUCCAGGUGACGGUACGUAGCUGUCUAUUAUUUGGAAGAGAACGGUUACGUAACUUCAUAUGAGAGUGCAGGCGAACUGGUUUUUGAAUGUACAUAUUUUAAUAUACACGAUACAAAAAUGGUUUAUAUGUAACCGAGCCAGAAGAAUAUAAAACAUGGAUUUCCUUA